AUGGCUUCUCCGUAUCGGCGCGUUGCUGUUAUAGGAGCAGGGCCCUCCGGACUGGCAGCUGUGAGGGCGCUUGAACGAGAAGGAUCAUUUGAUUAUAUCCGUGUUUUUGAGCGAAAGAGUACGGCUGGCGGUUUAUGGGCUUAUGAGCCAGAACCAGACAGUUUUCAAGUGAACACUCAAAGCGAGGUCCCGAAGAUUCCUAGUCAACUUGCAGCCAGAACUCCUUGUCUCAUGCCGGCGACCCCAGAGCCUCAGGGCCUCCGGGGAGCGGCCUAUGAGACCCUUGACACUAAUGCCGGGGCCCGCACACUGGCCUUCACGCACACGCCGCUGCCAAAUGGCAAUUCGGUAGCCUCUAUACGGAAAUUCGGUCGAGACAAUCCAUCUCGACCGCGUCAUCUUGCUUUACACUAUCUGCAGGAUCUGUUUAUUCCUUUUCUACAUUUACUCGUUGUUGAGACCACUGUUGAAAAGGCCGAGAAAACUGAUGACGGUCAAUGGAAGCUCACGCUACGACGCCGAAACGUCGAACACGGCACAUCAAAUCCACCGAAGGAUUACUGGUGGGAAGAGCGAUUUGAUGCAUUGGUGGUAGCCUCGGGACAUUUCACGGUCCCUAACAUUCCUGAUAUCGAAGGUCUAGUCGAGACCUCCACGGAGUUUCCGGAUAAGUUUGAGCAUUCCAAAUCCUGGAGGUCCCAAAACUCACAUAUGUCAAUAAGGUCCAAAAUUGUCAUUGUGGGCGGCGGCAUAUCCGCUGCAGACCUUGUUGAGGACCUCCACGAAAUCGUCAAGGGCCCGCUGUACGUCUCCCGACGCAGCGAUGUGGGCUUCCUCGAAGAUGCAUGGUGUCUUCCCAACGUGAUCAGUAAAACGACAAUCUCGCGCAUAUCCGGUGCUUCUGGCGGUACGGUAGAGUUCCAGGAUGGGACAAGCAUCACGGGCGUCGACAAGGUUAUUUUCGCUACAGGAUACAAGAUAUCGUAUCCGUUUUUGCCUUUCGAGGCUGUUGCUCCUCAGAACAGACUGGCCGGAUUCUAUCAGCACCUUUUCCAAAUCGGUGAUCCCUCCCUUGCUGUAAUCGGUCAGGUCCGAGCAGCAAUCAGCUUCCGCAUCUACGAGUAUCAGGCUGUGGCGGUUAGUCGUUUCCUAGCUGGGCGUUCUAAAGAAUUGCCUCGCAAAGCAGAACAAGAGGAAUGGGAGGAACGGAGACUACAGUACAAGGGUUCUACCGAGCUGUUCCACGGAACAAAGCCGGAUUCUGUGGACUACUAUGGCUGGCUGCGAGAAUUCGCAGGUCACCCAGCAGGAAAGCCUACGGAACAUCUCCUGCCGGAAUUUGAGGAAAAUUGGGUUCAGAGCGAUGUAGAAAUCUUAUUGGCGAGGCAGCAGUAUUGGGCAUCCCUCCUAGCUAAGCAUCGUGCUUUGGAUCAUACAACAAAGGCAUCGAGUUGA
Molecule: messenger RNA, 1455 nt
Organism: Penicillium digitatum Pd1
Lineage: Eukaryota; Fungi; Ascomycota; Eurotiomycetes; Eurotiales; Aspergillaceae
Source: RefSeq, a predicted model, not a curated record